Messenger RNA from Temnothorax curvispinosus, 2529 nucleotides. RefSeq names its product cryptochrome-1-like (gene Cry2). The record is from RefSeq and is a predicted model, not a curated record. Gene Ontology annotation, molecular function: FAD binding; DNA binding. Gene Ontology annotation, cellular component: nucleus; cytoplasm. The transcript has 11 exons. Lineage: Eukaryota; Metazoa; Arthropoda; Insecta; Hymenoptera; Formicidae. Gene Ontology annotation, biological process: negative regulation of DNA-templated transcription; entrainment of circadian clock by photoperiod; circadian regulation of gene expression. Bases 169 to 1890 code for a protein of 573 amino acids.
CGCGACGAUGCGCGCUCCGCGGCGAGUCCGCCCCGCCGGCCGCGAGUGCAUCUCAUAGCGGCCCGCGGAUUUCUGCGGUGGAUCGCGGUGGGUCACAUUGCCCCGGCUCUUCUAACUCGGCGGCGCCGCUUUCACCGGCCGCUUCAACGAAAGGUGUACUGAGAAAAGAUGACGGGAAGUACUAACAACGAGAUGGGCCAGGGGGUGACCUCGGGAGUUCGAAGCGACGGCGGGAAGCACACGGUUCACUGGUUCCGUAAGGGACUCCGGCUGCACGACAACCCCUCGUUGAGGGAGGGUCUCGCGGGGGCGUCCACUUUCCGGUGCGUCUUCGUCCUGGACCCCUGGUUCGCCGGAAGUACCAACAUUGGCAUCAAUAAAUGGAGAUUCCUGCUGCAAUGUUUAGAAGAUCUGGACUGUUCUCUGAGGAAACUAAAUUCCCGGCUGUUCGUGAUCCGGGGACAGCCGGCCGACGCGCUUCCCAAGCUCUUCAAAGAAUGGGGCACGACAAACCUGACUUUCGAGGAGGAUCCGGAGCCGUUUGGCCGCGUACGAGAUCACAAUAUCUCGGCCCUCUGUAAGGAGCUCGGUAUCUCGGUGGUCCAGAGAGUUUCGCACACUCUUUACAGAUUAGAUGAGAUCAUAGAGAGAAAUGGUGGGAAACCGCCGUUGACCUAUCAUCAAUUUCAAAACGUCGUCGCCGGCAUGGACCCGCCAGAACCGCCGGUACCGACGGUGACUGCCGCCUGCAUCGGCAGCGCCUAUACACCCCUGAAGGACGACCACGACGACCAUUACGGAGUACCCACCCUCGAGGAACUCGGCUUCGACACGGAAAAUCUGUUGCCGCCGAUGUGGGUUGGCGGCGAGAGCGAGGCCCUGGCUAGGCUCGAACGUCACCUCGAGAGGAAGGCAUGGGUGGCGAGUUUCGGCAGGCCGAAGAUGACGCCGCAAUCCUUAUUACCGAGUCAGACCGGGCUCUCGCCAUAUCUGCGAUUCGGCUGUCUCAGUACGCGGCUGUUUUACUAUCAGCUCACCGAUUUGUACAAAAAGAUAAAGAAAGCGGUGCCGCCGCUGUCGUUGCACGGCCAGCUUCUCUGGCGCGAAUUCUUUUACUGCGCCGCGACGAAGAAUCCCAAUUUCGAUCGGAUGCAGGGCAAUCCGAUUUGCGUGCAGAUACCAUGGGACAAGAACGUGGAGGCGCUCGCAAAGUGGGCGAACGGUCAGACGGGAUUUCCGUGGAUUGAUGCGAUCAUGACGCAGCUGCGGGAAGAGGGUUGGAUACAUCACCUGGCCAGACACGCGGUGGCUUGCUUCUUGACCAGGGGCGACCUUUGGAUUUCAUGGGAAGAAGGAAUGAAGGUGUUCGACGAGCUUCUCUUAGACGCGGACUGGUCCGUCAAUGCCGGCAUGUGGAUGUGGCUGUCGUGCAGUUCGUUCUUCCAACAGUUUUUCCACUGCUACUGCCCCGUACGCUUCGGCAGGAAAGCUGAUCCGAACGGCGAUUAUAUCAAACGCUACCUGCCGGUGCUGAAGAACUUCCCGACCAGGUACAUUCACGAGCCCUGGAACGCGCCGCUCAGUAUACAGCACGCCGCCAAGUGCAUCAUCGGCAAGGAGUACUCGUUGCCGAUGGUGAACCACAGCAAGAGCUCGCGCAUCAACAUCGAGCGGAUGAAACAGGUGUACCAGCAGCUGAAUAAGUAUCGCGGUAACGGGACCUCGUUUAAGGGAGAAAACAUCGGCUUGCUGAACGCAUUGCUGGCACCACCGGCGAAGGACAGCGACGAGGAGAAGAUGAAGCAGGACUCGUCGAAUCGGGAUAACGAGCAGAAAAUGGAGGCCAUCAGCAGCCCCACGCAACAGCAACAGCAACAACAGCAACAGUAGUAGCGACAGUCGGUAUAGUGAUCUGGCUGAUCCGUUAACAUGACAAUGCUGACAUUAUUCUUUUUCUACGGAUUUUAAAGCGAGUUGAAAAAUUCAAAUGAAUUCUACAUCUCCAAUAAUUUCGAUUAAUCAGCCCCGAGAAGAUCCGGCGUUAAUUAUGAUUGACAUGAAACGGUGCCUUUUGUACCUCAAUUUUUUCCCAGUAUUAUCGGGAAAUAGCUGCCACAUAUAGUAUAAAUUCUGUGAAUCAUGUCUAAUAUAUAUAAAUGUUAGAUAUGUAUAAAAUUUUUAUACUCUUUGCGAUCCCAUGUGAUAAUUGUUAAAAGUUAAUUGUAAAAUCGAUAUCAGAUAUUCUGUAAAAUACGCAGACCCGCGACAAGAAAGUAUUUUUUUAACAUUUGCAGAAAAAGUAAUAAAUGUUUUAGCAGCGAGCGUGUUACUAGAGCGAACCUAAUGUUCGCCUAAGAUGAAAGAUUAUCGUUACAACUUGUAUAUGUAUUUUGUCACACAGUUUAUAUAUGCAAUCUUUAACAAUGCUUCCUGGCGCGUAUUGAUUAACAACUGUUGUACCCGUUUAGAUUUUUUAUGGCUGUAAAUCACGAUUGUAAAUAAUGAAUAAGACGUACGUUUUAAAAGACA